AUGGAGAUCAAGCCACGGGGACAAUCAAUAAGAUCACUUCCGAUCCCGACGGUUCCGCCCUACCAAGCUUUAAGCUGGAGUGAGUUCAGAAAUUUCAUUAGUCACAUGCAAGUUCACUUUGACAAGUUCCCCGCCCAAUAUGGUAAUGAUGAGCCCAAGAUUGAGUCCGGGAAAAUCAAACUCAACGAACCAUUAUUGUCCCGAUGGAAUGCCUAUUCCAUCCGACUCCCCAAAGUGUCCUGGCUCACUUUUUGCACGUUCCUUGUGCAAUUACUUCCUCCUCAAGGAACAGAGGAAGAAUCACGACACCUUUAUUCUAUAACCAUACAAAAGCCGUCACAGACUGUGAGAGAAUUUGUCUUUCACAUGCUGCGGUAUGCUAAGUGUUGGACCGGAAGAGACCACAACCGACUGCGACAUUUACAUGACCGAGUAAUUUCGCCUAUCAGAGAUAAAGCCGAAAAGACGUACCAUGAGUUUGACGACUUUCAUGACUAUGUGUCAUAUCUGGAGGAAGUUGAGGUCUCGUUACCUCCAGAACUAACCCAGGGCAUGGGUCUGUCGUCGAGACAGAGGAAGAACACUGCACCCCCACGGAUAAAUGGACCCCCACAGGCUCAUGUCCGAGAAAUUGCUCCCCCAGAGAAUGGAUACCCGAACCGUAGCCCCUCCGUGGCUCGUUCAUCCUGGUGUGGCCCACCAAAUCCUAGCCCCUCAGAAUUUUCUCAUCAAAAUGGCCAUAGCUCUUUAAUGGCUCCCCCUCCAAGGGGUGGUGGUGCUCCAAGGGGCGGUGGAGGUGCCCCAAGAGGUGGUGGUGAUGCCUCUAGAGGUCCUAGAGAUCGCGGCGGUGGCUCACGGAGUGGAGGUGCCCCGAGAGGUGGUGGAGGGGCUCCAAAAGGUGGUCCAAGAGGCGGUGGUGGUCCAAGAGGCGGCACACCAUCAAAACGCCGUCGUGGUGGCCGGGGCAAUUAA
Molecule: messenger RNA, 972 nt
Organism: Penicillium angulare
Lineage: Eukaryota; Fungi; Ascomycota; Eurotiomycetes; Eurotiales; Aspergillaceae
Exons: 1
Coding region: 1-972 (323 amino acids)
Source: RefSeq, a predicted model, not a curated record